AUGGCCGAUUACUCCAUGUAUCACGCAUUGGGACAAGGCGAGCAACUCGAUCCCAAUGACCCCAACCGAACAACACAACCUACCCCUCCUCAAUUUCAGCCGCCCAUUGCUCAAAAUCCCUACCAGCAAGGCCCUGCCUACGGUUCUCCCGCGCCCCAAAGCCAGCAGUAUUAUGGGAGUCCCCCACCACCCGCCCCUGGUACGCCUGGGUUUGCGGCUCCGCAAGAUGCAGGUCUCGCCUCGCAGAUGGCGGGCAUGUCGUUAGGAGAUGGACAGCAUACGGCAAGGAGAAAGAAGAAGGACCGACACGUCUUCCAUGCUGUAGAAGCCCCGGCUGGUUCUUCUCAGGCAUAUAACGGCAUACCACCAGCAGGGACACCAGCUACGGCUUUCUUGAAUGCAGAUCCCUCUUUACGACCCAACAACCAGUUUAUUGGCCAACCCCUUUCACCGAAUCAGUUUCCCGCGCCCGUCAAUGCCCCCUUUCACCCCGCGACCGCAGCAACCCCGGCCGAGUUUGCUGCAAGAAGUAGUCAAAUAGAUCCAGGACAUGCGCCUGCAUUCGUGUCUGCAUCAGGCGGGGGGCAAGUUUCGCCAGACGACAUCCCCAGUGUGCCAGCUUCCAGAGAUGUAGCACAACAAUACUACCUCAGCAACGUAUAUCCUACCUUCGAACGCCAUGUACCUCCUCCAGCUACUGUCUCUUUUGUUGCUUAUGAUCAAGGCAAUUCUUCGCCCAAGUUUACUCGAUUAACAAUGAAUAAUAUCCCCGCCAACCAGGACGGCCUAAAAAGCACCGGCUUACCCUUGGGCCUCGUCUUACAGCCACUGGCUCGUCUCCAGCCUGGUGAAAUGGAAGUUCCCGUACUCGAUUUUGGCGAUGUUGGACCACCAAGGUGUCAUAGAUGCCGUGCCUAUAUUAACCCUUUCAUGAUGUUCCGCUCAGGUGGCAGCAAAUUCGUGUGCAAUCUAUGCACAUAUCCCAACGAUACUCCUUCGGAGUACUUCUGUGCCACUACGCCUCAGGGCGUACGAGUAGAUCGAGAUCAGCGACCCGAAUUAACUAGGGGAACCGUCGAAUUUUUAGUACCUAAGGAGUACUGGACGAAAGAGCCUACUGGUCUUCAUUGGCUCUUUGUAAUUGACGUCACUCAGGAAUCUUAUAAUAAGGGCUUCUUAGAGGCUUUCUGUGAGGGCAUUCUUGCCGCGCUUUACACCUCAGAGGACAGCGAUGGGACAGAUGAGAAUGGCGAGCCGAAACGGCAAAUCCCAGCCGGCGCAAAGGUCGGGUUCGUCACGUACGACAAGGACAUACAUUUCUACAACUGUAAUCCCGCCUUAGAACAAGCACAGAUGAUCAUUAUGCCUGAUAUCGAAGACCCAUUUGUGCCACUUAGCGACGGGCUCUUCGUUGAUCCAUAUGAAUCCAGAGCUGUCAUAACAUCGCUACUUGCGCGACUACCGACCUUAUUUGCAGACAUAAAAAAUCCGGAACCUGCUUUGUUGCCGACGUUGACCUCAUGUUUGGCCGCGCUGGAAAAGACUGGUGGUAAAAUCGUAUGUUCGUUGUCGGCUUUACCUACAUGGGGACCUGGCCGACUUUUUCUGAGAGACGACGGGAAGUACCCUGGUGGUGAAAUAGAUAAGAAACUUUUCACCACCGAACAUCCCGCGUGGAAGAAGGCUGCAGAGAAGAUGGUUGCGGCCGGAGUGGGUGUCGAUUUUUUCUUGGCUGCUCCAUCUGGUGGAUAUUUGGACAUAGCCACCAUUGGCCAUGUCUCGUCCACAACAGGCGGAGAGACGUUCUACUACCCGAAUUUUGUGGCGGGCCGCGAUAAUGCCAAGCUAUCCCUCGAGAUUAAGCACACCGUUACCAGGGAAACGGGUUAUCAGGCAUUGAUGAAAGUUCGAUGCUCUAAUGGCCUUCAAAUCUCGGCGUACCAUGGCAACUUCAUACAGCAUACCUUUGGAGCCGAUCUUGAGAUAGGCGUCAUAGAUGCCGACAAAGCUGUAGGCGUAACGUUUGGCUAUGACGGAAAGCUUGAUUCAAAGCUUGACGCCCAUUUCCAAUCCGCCUUGUUAUAUACUACUGCGUCAGGUCAACGACGAGUAAGGUGUUCCAACGUGAUUGCUAGCGUUAGCGACAAUCCAAGAGAGUGCAUGAAAUUCGUGGACCAAGAUGCUGUGUACACGAUUCUCGCCAAAGACGCUGCUUCUAAACUUGCCUCGACUUCUAGCACUCUCAAAGACAUAAGGCUAGGAUUGACGGAGAAGACAAUUGACAUACUAGCAGGGUAUCGCAAGAAUUUCUCGUCCCAGUCGCAUCCUCCCGGACAACUUGUUAUGCCGGAAAAGCUUAAGGAGUUCUCGAUGUACAUGCUUGGGCUCCUUAAAUGCCGAGCUUUCAAGGGAGGUAACGAAACAUCCGACCGGAGGGUACAUGAAAUGCGUAUGAUCAGAUCAAUAGGUGCUCCAGAACUCAGUCUUUACCUAUACCCUAGGAUGAUACCUAUUCACAAUCUGAACCCGGAGGACGGAUUCCCCGACGAACAAACAGGCUAUUUAAAGAUGCCACCAGCCAUUCGCACAUCUUUCAGUCGAGUCGAACCAGGUGGUGUAUACUUGGUGGAUAACGGACAACAAUGCUUACUGUGGUUUCAUUCCCAAACCUCGCCCAACUUGCUGGUGGAUCUAUUUGGGGAGGGCAAAGACAGCCUCAAUAAACUCGACCCAUAUAGCUCUUCGCUGCCAGUCCUGCAGACGCACUUGAACGCCCAAGUCCGAAACAUAAUCGAGUUCCUCAAGGUCGUACGCGGUUCCAAGGCGCUAACAAUUCAGUUGGCUAGGCAAGGAAUUGAUGGAGCCGAAUAUGAGUUUGCAAGAAUGCUAAUUGAAGAUCGGAACAACGAAGCGCAGAGCUACGUAGAUUGGCUGGUACAUAUACACAAGGGCGUGCAGCUUGAGUUGGCUGGGCAAAGACGAAAAGAGGGUGAUGAUCAUGCUUCCCUAGCGUCAACGUUCCAAGGGCUGAGGCCGCAGUAUUGGUAA
Daldinia caldariorum is the source of this 3048-nucleotide messenger RNA. Its product is annotated as beta-sandwich domain of Sec23/24. Gene Ontology annotation, cellular component: endoplasmic reticulum exit site; COPII vesicle coat. The record is from RefSeq and is a predicted model, not a curated record. Gene Ontology annotation, molecular function: zinc ion binding; SNARE binding. Lineage: Eukaryota; Fungi; Ascomycota; Sordariomycetes; Xylariales; Hypoxylaceae. Gene Ontology annotation, biological process: COPII-coated vesicle cargo loading; intracellular protein transport; endoplasmic reticulum to Golgi vesicle-mediated transport. The coding region runs from base 1 to 3048 and encodes 1015 amino acids. The transcript has 4 exons.